GCACGUACGCGCACGACCGCGCGCAACGUUCUCCCGGCGAGGAGUUUCACGACGCCCCACCGCCGACGCGCCGCGCGUACCGUUUUCAUUCCACGAGAAACGACCAAACGCUUGCGACGUAUGUCCGUGUGCGCGUAGUGUGUGUGUGUUAAUAUUUUUAUUGUAAAUUUUUUUUGCCGUACGGUCGAGCGAUCGGCGAGUGUACGUCGACGAGACUGUCUGAUGCGCUCGCGUCAUCUACGACGUCCCAUCCAAAUGACGCCCGCUUUGUACCGCACGUGAGUCCCGUCAUUAAAACCCGACGUUUUCAGUGAUUUUCCCGUUACGCGGCAACCGACGACGUUUUUUUUUUUUUCAUUUCUCAUUUCGAACUUUUCGUUCGUUUAACCGACUCGAUCCCGUUUAUUUCGCGACCGACACCGACCCACUAUGUUCGACGUUUUCGGCUCCGUCAAGGGGCUGCUGAAAAUCGACAACGUGUGCAUCGACAACAACAUUUUCCGGCUGCACUACAAGGCGACCGUCGUCAUCCUGGUGGCGUUCUCGCUGCUCGUCACGUCCCGCCAAUACAUCGGCGACCCGAUCGACUGUAUCGUCGACGAUGUCCCCCUGAACAUCAUGGACACGUACUGUUGGAUAUACUCGACGUUCACCAUACCCAACCGGAUCGGCGGCCGGAUCGGCAAGGACGUCGUCCAGCCGGGCAUCGCGUCCCACGUGGACGGCGAAGAUGAGGUCAAGUACCACAAGUACUACCAGUGGGUGUGCUUCGUUCUGUUCUUCCAGGCCAUGUUCUUUUACCUGCCCAGGUACAUGUGGAAGACGUGGGAGGGCGGCCGUAUCAAGAUGCUCGUCUUGGACCUCAACUGUCCCAUAAUCAGCGAGGACUGCAAAGCGGACCGCAAGAAGUUGUUGAUCGAUUACUUCGCCAACAAUCUGCACACCCAGAACUUCUACGCCAUACGGUUUUUCCUCUGCGAGUUCCUCAACUUCGUCAACGUCAUUGCCCAGAUUUUCUUCAUGGAUUACUUCCUCGACGGUGAGUUUAGCACGUACGGCUCCGACGUGUUGCGGUUCACCGAAAUGGAACCCGAAGACCGAGCCGAUCCCAUGGCCAGAGUGUUCCCGAAAGUAACGAAAUGUACUUUCCACAAAUACGGUCCAUCGGGUUCCAUCCAGAAAUUGGAUGGUCUGUGCGUGUUACCGCUGAACAUUGUGAACGAAAAGAUAUACGUUUUCUUGUGGUUCUGGUUUUUGUUUGUUGCUGUACUCAGCGGUCUCAACUUGGUGUACCGCACGGCCGUCGUGGUGAUGCCCAAGUUCCGGUUGUUGUUGUUGAGAGCCAGAUCGCGUUUGGCUCCCCAGGAAGAAGUUGAAACCAUCACUGAGAAGUGUCAAAUCGGCGCUUGGUUUGUUUUGUACCAGUUGGGCAAGAAUAUUGACCCCUUGAUCUUCAAGGAACUCGUUUCAGACUUGGCCAAGAAACUGGACGGUAAGGAGAGUGUGUAAAUGUGACUUGAUGCAACUACAACAAUUUUAUUGUAUUUAAAUACUAAAUUUAAAAAAAAAAAAAAAAAAAAUAUUAAAAAUUGUUAGCCUAGGAAAACACGGUUCAGAUAAUGGAUAAGCAAUAAUUUAGACAAUUUGUUUUUUCAAUAGGUCUAAUUUUUAUAUUAUAGGUAACCCCCCCUCCCCCUACCUCCUUGUGCUCUUAUAUUUAUGUAUUUGUGGUAUAUAUAAAUUUUUUUUUAAAUUCAUUUCCUUUUGCCUUUAUUGGAGAACACAGGGGUGUGCAGUUGAAAAAUAUUGUGUUCAUGAUAUAACAGGUUUUUAUAACAUUAUUGACAAUUUUGAAGAUUUAGGUAAAUACCAUGUUUUUAUAUAUUAUUUACCUAUAUACAUAAUAUACUUUUUUAUAAUAAUUAAAAGAAUUUGUAGAUACAAAAAAAAAAAAAUAAUGAAAUAAUAAUACAAUUGGUCUCAUUUUCCUAUAUAAGGUAAUAACAUAAACAAAAAUAAGAAUAUUUUUUUUUUCUUUUUGGCCUACUCUGAAUAGGACGGUGAUAUUUUCUGAUAAAUUCUGAUAUUUUAGUUACACUGUUGUUAAUGGUGACUGUUAAAGAGUCCACUUUUCAAUUCAGACAUUUAUUAUGUUUUAAUGUCAAGUAAAAAUGUCUGUCUUCGCUUCACAAUAAUCUUCCUUUUAUACACAACAAAAUAAUUGUUCACAAUACCCUGCUAAUAUAUCUGUAUACAUUUUUUAGUGUCAAUCGUUUAUAUUUAAUUACCUACUUAUAACGCAAGUAUUUAAAUUUUUUAAUUGUCUAUCCCGUUUUCAUAUUAUCGUUUAUGUAUUCGUCUCGGAUUGUUUUAAGAUUAUCGCAUCUUAUCUACCUACCUGUUGCAGUUGAUAGUGCCACUUCUUAACAAUAUUAUUUUUUGACGUUCAUUGUAAUGAUUGUAUUAUACGGAACACUAUUAAAUAUUAUUAGGUAGUGUUUUCCGAGUCUUCCAUUUUGAGCAAAACUAUGUGUUCACAAGUUUUAUUUUAAUUUACUACUCCAUAACUAUUAUUAUUUUUAUUUAUUUUUUUUUUCAUCCACAUUCCACAUUAUAUUAAAAAAAAAACUCAUUGGAAAAUGAGAAUUUUAUUUAAUUAGGUAAAUUAAGUAAUAAUUUUACAAAAAUAAACCGAAUUUUGCAUAACGUAAUGUACAAAAUAAAAAAAAUAAUAACAAUAAUAACAAAAAAAAAAUAUUGUCUUCUUUUAUUAAAAUAUAUAUGUAAAUAAUACGUACAAUUUUUUUUUUUUUUUGGGCUUCGUGAAUGUCAUUUACAAUUCACUUCUAUUUAUAUAUAAUAUUAUUUUAUAAAGAUAAUCAUGAAACAUAUAUGUGAUGCUAAUUAACUGUAAUUAAUAAUUAUAUUUUAGACUAGUUUUAAUACUUACUGAAUUUUUAUUAUAUUUUUUUUUUUUCUAGUUAGGUCUAUAUUAUUAUUACUAUUAUAAAAUAUCUAUAUAUCUAUAUAUAUUUAUAUAGGUAUAUAUUAUAACAUAACGUAUUUAUGUAUAGGUAUAAAUUAUUAUUUUUAUCAUUAUUAUUAUUAUUAUUAUUAUCAUCAUCAACAUUAUUUAAAAUAUGUACGUUAACAAUGAAAUUCCAUAAGUGCCUUUUUGUACUACAUAUUUAGAAAAUAAUAUUAUUAUUAUUAUUAUUAUUAUUAUUAUUAUUGGAUAUGCAUAUCUCGACGAAUUAUCACAAUGUACGCUCAAAAAAAUUAAUUAUUCAACAUUCCAUAUAUAUAUUGAUAUAAUAUUUAACUGUACCGCUGAUGACCGCUCAGCGCGCUGUGCAUAUGAUGCGCGCUCUGAGCGUGUUCAGUAAAAACGCGCACACCGCCGCUACGUCAAUUAACUCCAAAUUGACUGCCAAUAUAAGACUAUUAGAUAACUUUAUACUGUUUUAUUCAAGACAAUAAUAAUUUAAAAAAAAAAAAAAAAAAAAAAAAAAAAAAAGAAAAGAAAAGACAUUUAUAAAAUAAGAAAUAUAUAUGACUGGUGUUGUUUUUUUUUUUUUUUCUUCUAUUUCCAUUGUGUUUAUUGUAAACUUUUGUGCGGUAAAUAUCAUAACACUAUAUUUACUUACUGCCCAAAAGUAAAACCUACAAAAUCGUGUGUUGUCAAGGUAUUUUUUUUUUUUUUUUAUAACAAUAUAAAUAUAUAUAUAUGUAUAUAUAUAUAUAUAUUUACAGAACAAUAAUAUAUAUUUGUGUUUUGUAAUAACCGCCCAAUAAACUAAAUCCGUUCAAGUAUGUAGAACGUUAUUUAUUAUUUUAUUUAUUCCUGUUUACUCGCCGUGUUCGUAUAUGAAAUAUUAUUUGAAUUGACGUGCACACGCGCACACACGCGCGCGCGGAUACUACUACUUUUUAUUUUUUUUGUUAACUAAUUGAUACAAUUAUAUAUUUUUACCGCGUAUAAAGAUUGUGUAAUGCCGCCCGAAUGAAAAGCCGGAAUUACCGUAGGAUUAUACGGCCGCGCGAGAGUGUGUGUUCGUUGUUAGCGAUUUACCGCACAGGUAAAUGUGUUGUGGUUAGCCGUAGACGGCAUUACGACAGUAAUAACCGCGGAGUCGUCGGUCCGGGCGUGCAAGUACAUAAAUUAAAUUUCGUUCGUCGGAGACAAAAAGUCGGUCAGUUCUGUUUUCACGAAAUGAAAUCGUGGCUAGGCGCAGCAAGGCCGAUGCAGCAAGAGCAGGUGUUUAAGAUUUAGAAUUUAUUCGACUAAUAAUUUUUUUUUUUUUUUGAAAAUAAUUGAUUUUUUGAUUUAAUUUUUCGCGCGGAAUAGGUUGGCGUGCGCGCACCAAACGAAACGGUUGCCGUUUGGCGGG
Cinara cedri is the source of this 4391-nucleotide messenger RNA. NCBI's taxonomy places the organism in Eukaryota, Metazoa, Arthropoda, Insecta, Hemiptera, Aphididae. The record is from the annotation of a GenBank genome assembly.